CUAGAGCCAUAUUUACCGAAUUCACACUGUAUAACGUCGAUGACAAUGUUUUUGUUUUCAUUUCGUUUUUGACUGAAUUUCCGGAAACAGGUGGGGUCAUUGCAAGUAAAUCAAUCUCACCGUUUCGACCAUACCAACAUGUCGGAAGUCUUGGUUUGUUUAUCUUUAUAUGUGAAGUUAUUGUAGUUAUUGGAAUAAUUGUAUUUUCUGUUCAUAAAUAUAUUUUGUUUCGGAGAUACGGUAAGAAGAUGUGGAAAGAAUUAUGGCAUGUUCUUGACAUACUAAUCAUUAUCUUGUUCUUUGUUUGUACCGUAAUGUAUAUUGGAAGAUGGAUAAUGAUUAAUUUGGCAAUGGAAGAAUGGGAAAAUCAUAAGAAUAAAUUCGUCAACUUCAGUCAUAUUGCAUCAUGGGACGAACUCUUUAAUAUUUGUUUGGCAUUUAUUAUAUUUCUAACAACUAUCCGAAUCAUGCGAGUUCUCAGCUACAAUGAAAGAAUAAAUCAAUUUGGAAAGGUUCUUGCUCACGUGAGCCGUGAUCUUUGUGGAUGUUGUGUAAUGUUUGUUAUGGUGUACGUAGCGUUUGUAACUUUCGGACAUUUAAUUUUUGGCAGGUAUCUUGAAACAUACAAAAACGUCUUUGUGUCAUCAACAACAUUGGUUAACGCUAUUAUCGGUAAAAACAGCAUCAAAGAUCUGUUUUCUGUGGAGCCAGUUCUGGGAAGAGCCUAUUACUUUUUUUUCGUUUUGUUUUUGUUGUGGAUUUUAAUGACGAUGAUGAAUGCAACACUAAACGUAGGUAUUACAAUAGUUAGGAAAAAGCCGGUGCGAUCCACAUAUGGCAUCGUUAACAUAGUAGCAAGCUUCUGGAGAGAGGCUGUUGGUCACAUUAUUGCACCAAAUAAUACCACAACAAAAGACAGGCUGAAGUUAUCACGUAAUUAUAUAUCAAGUCAGAAAUUUACAAAGACAAUAGUAGUAACACGUCAGGAUGAGACACAACAGGUCGAUAUGGUAACACCGACAGAAGACUUACCGAAAAAGAAAGAACGAGCAAGACGUAUUUAUCAGUAAAGAUGAACCAUGCCUUGUUUGAGAAAUGUUUCAUAAA
This is a messenger RNA of Mytilus trossulus (common blue mussel), 1107 nucleotides long. Its product is annotated as polycystin-2-like protein 2. NCBI's taxonomy places the organism in Eukaryota, Metazoa, Mollusca, Bivalvia, Mytilida, Mytilidae. Gene Ontology annotation, cellular component: membrane. The transcript has a single exon. The record is from RefSeq and is a predicted model, not a curated record. The coding region runs from base 249 to 1070 and encodes 273 amino acids. Gene Ontology annotation, molecular function: calcium ion binding.